Messenger RNA from Diorhabda carinulata, 980 nucleotides. Its product is annotated as malectin. Gene Ontology annotation, molecular function: carbohydrate binding. Lineage: Eukaryota; Metazoa; Arthropoda; Insecta; Coleoptera; Chrysomelidae. Gene Ontology annotation, cellular component: membrane. The record is from RefSeq and is a predicted model, not a curated record. Bases 119 to 928 code for a protein of 269 amino acids. The transcript has 2 exons.
GAAGCUAAUAAACGUAAUAUAUGUUGAAUUUAACCUCCAUAGCUGUGUAUAUUAUGGAAUUAUAUUAAAUGAACCGGUGAUAAACAGUUACUCCAGAAAUUUUUCUUGUAAUUUAAAAAUGAACAAAAAUUUUAUCUGUAGAUUAAUAUAUAUAGCAUUAAGUUUAGUUAAUAGUAUUUUAGAAAUCGAAUGUAGUAAUGGUCAGUUAAUUUAUGCCAUAAAUUGCGGUGGCGAAGCUCACACAGAUUCAUUUGGAAUUCGAUAUGAACGAGAUCCUUUACACGGGCGUAUUGGUAUCGCCUCAGAUUAUGGCAAACGACUUUUAAUUGGCAGAGUUCCACCUAACGACUACAUAUUAUAUCAGACUGAAAGGUAUCACACAAAUACCUUUGGAUACGACAUUCCAGUAAAUUCAGACGGAGAUUAUGUAUUGGUAUUAAAAUUUUGCGAAGUGUACUUCAAUGCACCCGACCAGAAAGUAUUUGAUGUAGUAUUAAAUGGUGAUCAUACAAUUGUAGCUGAUUUAGAUAUUUUUGAAAAAGUUGGGAGAGGAGUUGCCCACGAUGAAUAUAUACCGUUCAAAAUAACAAAAGGACGGCUUUAUGUUAAUGGGGAAGAAUCGGAAAUUCGAGGAGGUCGUAUUCGUGUAGAAUUUAUUAAAGGUUAUAAAGAUAAUCCAAAAGUAAAUGCCAUGUAUGUUAUAAAAGGUAAAUAUGAAGAUGUUUCCAAAUUACCUCCGAUUCCUGUUGAACCGAGUCCUCCUGUGGAGGAAUUGAAAGAAGAAAGUGAAACUAUUCCAAAAUCUAGAAGACCUAGUGGACCUAAACAACCUGAUCCUUACACUGCAGAUGAUUCUUCACUCAUGUUACCUAUUUUCAUUGCAAUAGGAGCCUUUAUACCUUUGUUAUUUUGUUUAUGUAAAUUGUGAUGCCACUGAAUAUUUAAUUUUUAUUAUUUAAUAGAGAAAUAUUUAUUGUUAA